Manacus vitellinus (golden-collared manakin) is the source of this 1062-nucleotide messenger RNA. It is a transcript of the gene STING1, whose product is annotated as transmembrane protein 173. Bases 1 to 981 code for a protein of 326 amino acids. The record is from RefSeq and is a predicted model, not a curated record. Gene Ontology annotation, biological process: defense response to virus; positive regulation of type I interferon production; reticulophagy. The transcript has 7 exons. Gene Ontology annotation, molecular function: 2',3'-cyclic GMP-AMP binding; cyclic-di-GMP binding. NCBI's taxonomy places the organism in Eukaryota, Metazoa, Chordata, Aves, Passeriformes, Pipridae. Gene Ontology annotation, cellular component: endoplasmic reticulum membrane; autophagosome.
AUGAGCUUUCAAAUCGGGGCGCUGCUCAAGGGCGCCUGCUACCUGGCGGAGGAGAUCUUCCACCUCCAGUCCAGGCACCACGGCAGCUUCUGGCGGGCCCUGAGCUCGUGCUUCCCCCCGCGCUGGCACGGGGCCAUGCUGCUCCUCUGUGCCUCAGCCUACGUGGCUCUCCUCGGGGAUGGGCAGCCCCUCGGCCUCCAACUCGGCCUGGCCAGCCUGUGCCAGCUCCUCAUCCUCGCCCUGGGGCUCCAGAAGCCCUCAGCAGUGGAGGUGUCUGAGAUGUCUGAGAGGUCCAAGCAGAACGUCGCCCACGGGCUGGCCUGGUCCUAUUAUGUGGGGUACCUAAAAAUAGUCCUGCCACGGGUGAAAAAGUCCAUGGAGGAAUUCAGCAGCGCCAACCCCAACCUGCUGGUGUGCAGGAAGACUUGGAAGCUCCACAUCUUGAUCCCUCUGAGCUGUGAUGUCUAUGAUGACCUGGAGAAAGCUGACAGCAACAUCCAGUACCUGACAGACCUCAGUGAAACCACCAUGGCCCGAGCUGGCACCAAAAAGAGGGUCUACAAACACAGCCUCUAUGCAAUCAGGGAUGAAGAAAACCAGCUCUGGCACUGUGCAGUGGAAUAUGCCACCCCCCUGCAGUCCCUCUACGCCAUGUCCCAGGAUGAGUGUGCUGCCUUCAGCCGGGAGGAGCGCCUGGAGCAGGCCAAGCUUUUCUACAGGACCUUGGAGGAGAUCCUGCAGAGCUCCAAGGAGUGUGCAGGGACCUACCGGCUCAUUGCCUACGAGGAGCCAGGAGAAGAAGAGACCCACUUCUUGUCCAGAGAGAUCCUGUGGCACUUGCGGCAGCAGCACCAGGAGGAGUUCGCUGUGCACGAGGGGAGCCCCCCGCCCACCCCAUCCACUGCCCUGGACUCAGCAGAGCUCAACCUGCAGAUCAGUGUGUCAGACCUGCCCCAGCCGCUGAGGAGUGACGGCUUCUGACCCCCUGCCCAGCCCCUCAGUGCUGCCUCGGGGCUCUGCUCCACCUUCCCCAACCCCCUUCCCCUUCCGACACGUGCUGCC